AUCUUGCCUUCGAGCUACUAGCUGAGCUCACACCUGCCAUGCUCUCGCUGGCCUCUCGCUCUCUUCCAGCGGGCUCAGCGUUGGCCAGUGCUUCUCGAAAUGGUACAGUCCAAUCGGUGCAAGUUCGUGGAUACGCAGCACCGAAAGGCCCAGCGAAAAUCCAAAAGCAAGGUUUCGUGAAUAAGGGCAAGAAAAAGAAGUUUAUACAGACGGUUGACCCGAACAAGAUGAAACGGAUACCUGCUUUCAAACCAUUGACUGCAAACCAGUUGAAGAGCGAAAUAUUCCACGAGGACGUCAAGACAGAGCUACAACUGCCAGUAUUCCGACCCGAUGCUCUUACUGAAAGCAAUGCCCUAGCCAAAGUCAUGGAAUUCCCAACUCAAAGCAAUCUUAUCAACAGGUUCGGUGUCCCCAAGAAUCUGAACAUCGAGUACCGUAUUUUAUCAAAAUCAUGUGCUGUCGUCCGUGACAUCACUUUGACUGCUCUCGACAAAUUGGACGCGGCUAGUGCAUCCUCAAGUAAAGACAACCGUGUCGUCCUUACCGGUUCAUCUGGAUGUGGAAAGAGUGUUGUGCUUUUGCAGGCUGCAGAGUAUUGCGCAGGAAGGGGUUGGAUCGUGAUGUAUGUUCCACGAGUGCACCAUACGGUUGAUUCGUCAACUGCAUACAUUUAUGACUCUCGCACACGGACGUACCUCCAGCCCAGAUUUUCCUGGCAAGUGUUGCGUCGUUUCCUUGACGUCAACACUACACUAUUACAGGACCUCAAAACCACCAAGGAGUUUCCGGUCGAGCGAAAAGCGCCUGUGCAAGCUGGCUCACCUCUGACCGAUCUCAUCAAUGUGGGACUCCAGGAUGGAUCGCUUGCGCCAAGUGUACUGUCCUCGCUCAUGACAGAGUUGUCUCGUCAGAAGACGUACCCCGUGUUGCUCGCAUUGGACAAUUUCCAAGCACUCUAUACUCGUACGACUCGGUACCGUGAUCCCAAAUUCGAAGCUAUCAAACCAUAUCACCUCUCCGUUCCUCGGCUUUUCCUCGAGUACGCCAGCGGAAAGAAGACUUUUGCUCGCGGAGCAGUCGUGGGUGCACUCUCAGAAGGUCGUGCGGAUUUCGUGACCCCACUCGAACUAUGUGAAGCCCUUGGAUUGCCCUUCCCCAGACCGGCCGGUCCAUACGUCCGUCGUGUUCCGGAAAUAGUGGACUAUAGCCAGGGAUUGCAGAAGUUGGCUGUACCAGAGAAGUUGAGCAUUGACGAGGCAGCUUCGUUGUUUGAUGUAUGGAAUACCGAUAAGGCACUUCAUUCUCUACCGGACGAUGAUCUGUUCAUGUCGAAGUAUAGCGAGGCGUCUGGCAAUGCUAGGGCGUUCGUCUGGAAGGGGCUUUUGGCUACAUUGACUUCAUGAUAUCUAGAAGUCUGCACACAUGUUCUACUUAGACCUACUUACUAUAAGCUCAUAUAUUGCACACCCUGCUCAACCAUUCCUAUAGAUCCAAUGAUGCUCAAAACCAAGGUAAGUACGCAGUAAGCUCAUUCGGCUUAUGACAACACGAGAUCAUCUACAGUACAUAUGUAUGCCAUCCAAAGAAAGAAAAGACAAUGGACUUA
Somion occarium is the source of this 1609-nucleotide messenger RNA. NCBI's taxonomy places the organism in Eukaryota, Fungi, Basidiomycota, Agaricomycetes, Polyporales, Cerrenaceae. The record is from the annotation of a GenBank genome assembly.